Messenger RNA from Astrephomene gubernaculifera, 709 nucleotides. The record is from the annotation of a GenBank genome assembly. Lineage: Eukaryota; Viridiplantae; Chlorophyta; Chlorophyceae; Chlamydomonadales; Astrephomenaceae.
GUUCCUUGUACAUGUACAUACGUAGCGUCCAGUGCGUGAACAGAGCCCAGCUAGAAGGCGUUGUUACGCACACAUCGACAAAGAGCGCGUUCAACUUUCAAGGAUAGUCGAUUCAUAACUUAUAUAUACUAGACUAUGCAGGUGUUUAGGGAGAAGGCACUGCUUGAUGUCGCAUACAAACAGGGCCGCCCAUGCUUCAGCGAGGAAGCAACUAAGCCGGUUCUCAGCAGUGCAUUAUUUCAAGCGGAAAAGCUAUCUCUUGUGGGGAAGCCGGGCUUCGAGGAGUUCAACGCAGCAAAGGAGGAGCUAAUGGACGUUUUGACCGGGAGCGAAUGCCCGGUGCAGCAGACUGUACUGUACGAGCCUGGAAAGGCAAGGGCUGUACACUCCGUGAAGGAGAUCAGGGAUGCUCCCCUUCACCAGCAUCUAGCCGAGGUCACUGGCAGCAUAGACGACGGCCUGAUCAGAUAUUGCGGCAACCUGACCCUGGUGCAUGCACUGCGGUAUGGCGGUGGUGCGACACAGGGGCCAAUCUCGGAUGCCGAGGCGCUGAACCCAGGGCGAAGUGAGAGGGCGGAGCGGUUUGCCAGGGCAUUGCGGGCCUCGCUACCACACCUGUUUGCUACAGACACCUAUCUCGACCGUGCUGGCGUGGGGGCAACGGAGGUCUACCAUGGGCUCAACACCGCGGUGUGCGAUAUGCUAGCAG